AUGGAAAUUCAUAAUUCCGUUGACGAGAGUGAUCGCAGUGUCAGUGUGCGAAUUUUCUCAGAAGAUGAACAGGAACUCAGUGAAGCUGCGAUUGUGCUCCCUCUCUCCACAACUCCCGCACAACUGCAGGUUUUGUGCAAUCAACUAUUGGACAGCUCAGAUGAUCCAAUUCCAAUAACAUUUGGAACGAGAGAUGGCAUUUUGAUUAAAGAUUCUUUGAAGAGCUCAAUACCGCAACAAAAAAUUGACGUAGAAAAGAGCAUUGAACUGCUGUAUUAUCCAGAAGCUGUAUUCCGUGUGAGACCAGUGACCCGAUGUACCUCCUCACUUCCUGGACAUGGUGAGCCGGUGAUUAGUGUGCAGUUUAGCCCAAAUGGAAGGGAGCUUGCUAGUGGGUCCGGUGAUGCAACUGUACGCUUCUGGGAUUUGAAUACAGAAACACCGUUGCAUACUGCUAAAGGGCAUACAAAUUGGGUACUAUGUAUCGCUUGGUCACCAGAUGGUAAGAAGCUUGCUUCGGCUUGCAAAAAUGGACACAUAUGUUUGUGGGAUCCAAAAACUGGGAUGCAGAUUGGCAAAAAAAUGACCAGUCACAAACAGUGGAUAAAUCAACUUGUCUGGGAACCCUAUCAUAGAAAUCCAUAUUGCAGACAUUUGGCAAGUGCUGGAAAAGAUGGUGAAGUCAGGAUUUGGGAUACCAUGAAAUGUGAAAUGGUUCGAUGUUUGACAGGACAUACAGCAUCGGUAACAUGUGUGAAGUGGGGUGGACAAGGACUUAUUUAUACUGGUUCUCAGGACCGUACAAUUAAAGUAUGGCGCUCAGAGGAUGGUAUCUUGUGUCGAACUUUAGUUGGUCAUGCCCACUGGGUCAAUACUUUGGCUUUAAAUGUGGAAUACGCUUUACGUACAAGCUUUUACAAUGCUCUGGAACAAUCUACGGUGUUAGAUGAUGAUAUGCCAACACGUCAAAAAUAUGCUUUACAUCGGUAUGAGAAAGCUAAAAGCACAUGUGGUGAAUUACUAGUUUCUGGAUCUGAUGAUUUUACGUUGUUUUUCUGGAAACCAACGGAUGAAAAGAAACCUCGUAUGCGUAUGACUGGUCAUCAGCAGCUCGUGAACCAGGUAAUGUUUUCUCCAAAUGCACGAUAUAUUGCAUCAGCAUCAUUUGAUAAAUCAAUCAAAUUGUGGUGUGGACGAACAGGAACUUUUCUCGAUACAUUGCGAGGACAUGUUCAAGCAGUUUAUCAAAUAGCCUGGUCGGCUGACAGUCGAUUGCUAGUUUCCGGUUCAGCAGAUUCAACGUUGAAAGUAUGGGACAUGCAUAAGCGUGGUCUCUGUAUGGAUCUUCCCGGACAUGGUGAUGAAGUUUAUGCCGUAGAUUGGAGUCCAGAUGGUACUCGAGUAGCUAGCGGUGGAAGAGAUAAAUUGUUGAAAUUGUGGCGUCAAUAA
Brugia malayi is the source of this 1449-nucleotide messenger RNA. RefSeq names its product WD-repeat protein HUSSY-07, putative. The coding region runs from base 1 to 1449 and encodes 482 amino acids. The record is from RefSeq and is a predicted model, not a curated record. Gene Ontology annotation, cellular component: nucleolus. Gene Ontology annotation, molecular function: protein binding. Lineage: Eukaryota; Metazoa; Nematoda; Chromadorea; Rhabditida; Onchocercidae. The transcript has 10 exons. Gene Ontology annotation, biological process: Notch signaling pathway; ribosomal large subunit assembly.